Messenger RNA from Penicillium cataractarum, 1401 nucleotides. RefSeq names its product 3'-5' exonuclease. Gene Ontology annotation, cellular component: nucleus. The transcript has 3 exons. The record is from RefSeq and is a predicted model, not a curated record. Bases 1 to 1401 code for a protein of 466 amino acids. Gene Ontology annotation, molecular function: nucleic acid binding; exonuclease activity. Lineage: Eukaryota; Fungi; Ascomycota; Eurotiomycetes; Eurotiales; Aspergillaceae. Gene Ontology annotation, biological process: rRNA processing; ribosomal large subunit assembly.
AUGGUGAGAAGUACUGCUCAACUCACGCCCAUUCGGUUUACCGGGCAGGAGUGGGCCGAUCUGAAUGGGUUGGUCCUUUCUCGGAGUCAGAUGAUAGAACAUGGACUGCGCGUGGAAAACUUCAACACCCAGGAGCUUGCGCAACUGCGACGCUGCCUUCUGUGCCGACAUCGAAUUAAACGCAGGAAGGUCCUUUUCGAUGGCAAUGGACUUGAGAUUGAUUCUGACGAGUCUGCAAACGCGCAGUCUGCUCCUAAUCACACGAAUAUCAUUACACAAAAGACCGCAUUCAACCUUCAAAUGGCAGAGGACUUAGAGUGGGCCUUGCUUGUUCGCCAGCGUCUGGUCUUUCUGGAAGAUGCUGAUCAAGGCACUACGGAGGGCACCAAAAAGGCAAGCAAGAAAGAAGAUUCCGUGGAACUCCCCAAAAGUGUGUCUAGCUAUUAUUUACGCCCGUUCUACGUUCUUCCUGACUUGGAGUGCAUUUUUGACUACUCAAAGUUCACAAUCCUGACCGCUGACGACCCGAUUUGGCAUCGACUGGGGCCGGAUGGCAAGUUGCUUCAUUAUCGAAGCCGGAUCCAGCUGAGUAUCGAGACUGGCGAAGUCAGUUAUUACUCAGUCAAGGUUACAGAAGGAGAGUUUCAGGAAUAUCUCCGGAAUCAUCAGUACCGCCAGGAAGAUGUCACCAAGAAGGGACGCUGUCAAAGCCACCCAGGAGAUUUCUCCAAAGGAUUCACCUGUUGCAACCAAGGCGUCUUCAGCAAAGGCUGUUCCGAGUUUCCACAUCACGUUUACAACCAGACGCCUGGGCAGCUCUGGAAAGACUUUCACUUACAUGAAACCCCAGCGCGCUGCAACACACCCCGCCGAUGCAUUGUCCUUGACUGCGAGAUGGGUGUAGCUAACACCGGCGAACCCGAGCUAGUCCGCAUCACCGCAAUCGACUAUUUCAGUGGUGAGACGUUGAUGGACUCCCUGGUAUUCCCACAGGUCAAGAUGUGGCAUCUUAACAAAAGGUUCUCGGGGGUGGACUGGCCAAUGCUUCACAAAGCUCGCAAGGCAGGACGGAUCAUUAAUGGGCGCGACGCUGCUCGCCGCCAACUAUGGAAAUUUGUCGGAAGAGAUACUAUCGUUAUCGUGCAUGGUGGCCAUAACGACUUCCUUUGUCUCCGUUGGAUUCACUGCAAGGUCAUUGAUACCAUGGAUUGCGAGAGUCGCCUCGCAGAGCCGGCUAAAUCGCCAGGUCUGAAGAACCUCACGAAGGCUCACCUGGGUCGCGAGAUUCAGAAAGGCCGGGGUGGUCAUGACAGUCUUGAAGACGCCCAAGCGACCCGAGAUCUGGCAGUUUGGUAUGUGCAGAACCUGCCUGCCAGUGCGAAGGUCCAGGCACAGAGCUAA